Dromiciops gliroides (monito del monte) is the source of this 1110-nucleotide messenger RNA. RefSeq names its product ribosomal RNA processing 7 homolog A (gene RRP7A). Gene Ontology annotation, cellular component: CURI complex; UTP-C complex. NCBI's taxonomy places the organism in Eukaryota, Metazoa, Chordata, Mammalia, Microbiotheria, Microbiotheriidae. Bases 86 to 928 code for a protein of 280 amino acids. The record is from RefSeq and is a predicted model, not a curated record. The transcript is spliced from 7 exons. Gene Ontology annotation, molecular function: nucleic acid binding. Gene Ontology annotation, biological process: ribosomal small subunit assembly; rRNA processing.
CUAGACGCUGUCCCGCCCACUUUCGCCUCCCCCUUUCUCGCCGUACGAACUACGACUCCCAGCAGCCCCCGCGUUGCUUCCCAUCAUGGCGGCGGGCAAGAAAACGCGUGUGAAAGAACAAACGCCGGAGGGGGCUCCGUGUCCGCCCGGGUACCGAGCCAUCCCCAUCAAGUUCUCCCAGGAGCAGGAGGCCUCCCAUUUCCUCUACGUCAAGGAGCACCGAGUCCGGGGGGGCACCGAGUCCUGCUGGCCCUCGGAGCGCACCCUCUUUGUGCUCAACGUCCCCCCGUACUGCUCGGAGGGGUGCCUGGCCCAGCUCUUCUCCUCCUGUGGCCCUAUCCAGUCUGUGAAUCUGCACGACAAACCAGACCUCUCUGAGACGCCAAAGACGUCUGCAUCGGCGUUUUUCUGUUCAAAGUCUGUUCCGGGGUUCCAAGUGGCUUAUGUGGUAUUCGUGAAGCCGGCCUCAGUGUUGAAGGCUGUGGCUCUUCAGGGACCUCUGAUCAUCUCAACCGAGAGGCACCCAGUGAAGACUGGCAUUGAGAAGUGGAUAGCAGACUACACAGACUCUUUGGUGGACCCGGAGGCCCUCCGAGUGGAGGUGGACAAAUUCAUGGAGGAAUAUGACAAGAAAAUAGCCAUGGAGGAUGCCAAGGCCGAGGCGGAGGAGGGGGUCCCCGACGAGGAGGGCUGGGUGAAGGUGACCCGCAAAGGCCGGCGGCCCGGCCUGCCCCGCUCCGAGGCCGCCAGCCUGCGAGUGCUGGAGAAGGAGAAGCGCAAGAAGGCACGCAAGGAGCUGCUCAACUUCUACGCCUGGCAGCACCGUGAGACCAAGAUGGAGCACUUGGCCCAGCUGCGGAAGAAGUUUGAGGAGGACAAACAGCGAAUUGCCUUGAUGCGGGCCCAGCGCAAGUUCCGCCCGUACUGAGUCGGGGUGGCCGGUCCCCACAGAGGAGAGGGGCCUGCUGCCGGUCUCCCGGCCUGGCCUUCGGAUCUGGAAGGACUCCGGCCGGCGCAGAGGGAGAGGAGAGAGCAGAGCGCUCUGGGGGCGCCCCAAGACUGCGGCCAUUGUUCAGAGGAUGCGAAUAAAGGACAGACUGCCACUCCCCA